Molecule: messenger RNA, 2162 nt
Organism: Geodia barretti
Lineage: Eukaryota; Metazoa; Porifera; Demospongiae; Tetractinellida; Geodiidae
Source: the annotation of a GenBank genome assembly
CAAACUCACUAAAGGUAGCACGCACAGAGAUGAAACUUGGUAAGCAUGAGUAUUACAUCAUUUCCUAUAUACAUGUUUCUAUGACGACUACAUAUUGUUCAAAUAGCCUCAGGCAAACUUGCUAACGGUAGCACGCAUGGAGAUGAAACUUGGUAUGCAUGAAUGCUACAUCAUUUCCAUGACAACUUCAUCUUUCCAUGACGACCGCAUGUUGUUUGAACAACAUCAAAUAGCUUCAGGCAAUCUUCACUCCUCAAACUUGCUAAUGGUAGCACUCAUGGAGAUGAAAGUUGGUAUGAAACAUUGUUUCCAUGACAACCGCAUAAUUAUUAUCAGAGCGUCGGUAGACGCUCUAUAUAGGGAUGACACGAGUGAAAUCCCACGCGAUCCGCGUACAAAACGCCUCAAAACUCAGCGAGAAUGACUCACCACGGCUUCAAAAUCACUAGCAAUAGUCUAGAGGCCAAUACCUAGCUAUACAUAUGCCCCAAGACUUCCUACGUGCCUUCAGUUCCCCACGAGAGAAUUCGCUCUUACGCGAUUUUGCGAUUUUCAUGUCAUCAUCAUAAUUAUUCUUCAUCUUCUUCUCCGCUAGCUCCUUACCGGAAGCAGUUGAAGCGUUGAUUUUUUUCACAGAACGUCUCCGAAUUUGCCGGAGGUGUGCACUUUCUUGCCGCAAGUCACUUCAGUAGAUCGUUGAGCUCUUCCACUGUAGUCACUGAACAACGCCAUUUGCUGCAUCAGUGAGCCGCAUGUGCCGAUGAGAGCGUUUCCCCAAUGCGGUGCGCGUGUAUUACCAUAUUAUAGUCUCGUGCGUGAACCAGACUAAGCCAGGAUGCCUGCAGAGGAACUCAUAUCCUCCAGUGCCUUCUGUAAGUCAGUAUACACAUUUUUAACUGGCUAGCUUGCGUUUUGCUGUUGAACGAGGAGCAACUUGGUAGUGUGCGCAGUGUUACGCGGGCCUUGCCCAGCGCCUUCAUUGUUUGUCCCCCUAUCAUUGUAGUCUGAUUACUGAAGCCUGCCUAUGAAACCACCCCACCAUAUGUGCCACAACCUAAUUGCAUCGUUGUUGGAGACACUACGCAUACACCCUGCUUCAGUUUCAUCAGCUCAGCAGCCACUUUCUCACCUGCCAUGCUGCGAUGGAAGCAUACGCCAUGGGUCUCAUGCGCAACAUUCCAGACGCCCACCCUGUCUACAAGCUACUGCGACCACACACCCGUUACACAAUGGCCAUCAACAACAAAGCCCGAGAAUCAUUAAUAGGUCCCAAUGGAGCUAUUAACGCCACCUUUUCUCUUGAUCUUCAAGGCCAGAAGGAUGUGUUUUGCAGGGCCGGAAAGAAGUAUUCUGUUAAUUGGAGCAAUAUCAAAAGGGAUGUCAAAGCACGAGGCGUGCAAGAUUCUAGUCUGCUUCCAUUCUACCACUAUCGAGAUGACGGCAUUAAAAUAUGGGAUGCUCUUACAACUUAUGUUAAUUCCAUCAUUGACCUGUCUUACCAUGAUGAUAAAUCAGUCAAAGAAGACAAAGAGCUACAGAGCUUUGCUCAUGAUAUCCACAACAAUGGGUUUCCUGCGUAUGAUGGGAGCUAUCUUAAUGGUCACGACUUCCCACCUUCCAUAAGCACCAAGGCUGAGAUUGUAGAAAUCUGCACCCUCAUCAUGUUCACUGGAUCAGCUCAACAUGCUGCAGUCAAUUUCGGCCAAUACACCUAUUACAGCUUCGUUCCAAAUGCUCCACUCACUCUUCAUCAUCCUCCACCAGCAGAAAAAGGAAAACUCACUUUUAAGCAGCUAAUGGAUGCACUUCCAAAUGAAGAAGGAACCCAAAAUAUGAUUACGGUUACUUCUCUCCUUUCAAAAUAUUCUUCUGAUGAGAUCUUUGUCGGGACAUACCCAGCUGAACUCGUUGUUGAGAAGGAAGCUAAGGCUGCUGCUGAAAAUUUGAGGAAGACACUGGAGAAGAUAACAGUUGAGAUAGAAGAGAGGAACAAAGCUCUGGAGGUGCCCUACAUAUACCUGCUCCCUAAAAAGAUCCCAAACAGCAUUACUAUCUAACUAAUCUGAUACAAACUCAUUGACUUGAGUAGUAAGUAGCUAUGUAGUAUAUAUUAUCUUGAAUGCUCAUAACUGAAACUUUAAAUCACAAAAUUGCUUCCCGGC